AUGAGUAUAAUCUCGAAUAGGUUGGGAGAAAUUUGGUUUUUGGCCCCGCCCCCUCGGACAAACUCAUAUUCUCGAUUCCCAGGCACUUCCGCCGACCUCUCCUACACCGACCGUGAAUGUGGCACCGAUUUGACCAACCUCUGGCUAGAUGCCGUUGCGGUUGUGGAUAACUCAAUUGGGAUGACUAAUGAAGGGCUGGCUAAUAUCGCUGCCAACAUCUGUACCGUAUUCAGUGGUGGCACACGGAUCGGCACACAGGCUUCUGAGCCACAAACAACGCGAGUCGGAUUAGUGACCUAUAACGUGAAUGCUCAACAGAAUGCGGAUUUGAACAAGUUUCAGUCCUUGGACGAUCUAUAUAACAAUGUAUUCGCUGACUUGAGCUCAGUUAGCACCUCGGCUCAAUCAUUCCUCUCAACUGGUCUCGCUGCCGCGGAGAGUCUCUUCGAUUACGAAAUUUUCGGCAUCAAUCGCAGUCAUUAUAAAAAAGUUGUCAUAGUCUACGCAUCGAGUUACGCGGCAGGUGGAGAGAUGGAUCCGUUGCCAGUUGCCAACCGUCUAAAAUCUUCUGAUGUCCGUAUCAUCACGGUGGCUUACGAUCAGACCGGUGAUGGGUUACUGUUGAAGCAGCUAGCAGAGAUAGCGAGUCCACGGUUUAAUUUUAGUAAUACGGAUAAUGACGGGAAUACGAUUGGACAGGUGCAAAGUGCCAUGUUGGAAACCAACUGUUUCUGCCCGUCCGGUUGGAUACAAUACCGGCAAAACUACACCGACUACAACUCCUAUCGCUACGGUGUCUGCCUCCAAGCAGUUAACCUAGCAGCUGGCUGGCGCGCCGCCAAGAUGUCAUGUGCCAACCGAUGGACCAACUCGUACCUGGUCAACGAGUACAACCAACAGAAACAUGACUACGUGCUGAACGUCGUGCAGAACUCCUCAGGAUUCUUUCAACCGUAUUCGUAUCAUAACGGGUUGAAUUUGGUGGGCGGAGUCUGGAAAUGGGAUCAACCCAGCGGAUGGCCACAGCCGGCUCUUAAGUAUUGGUAUAACUGGGAUCCGGGGUACCCGAUCACCUCAUCCUCCCUGACUGCUGUGCUAAAUCAACAGAAUAAUGAGGAAGUGGCCACUGGAUGGCAGAAUAUUGAUUAUCAUAAGACUGCAGUUAAUUAUGUUUCCUGUUCCGCCAAGUCCUAUGUAGACCGCCCAUGUGGUACCGAUCUUUCGAAUCUUUGGUUAGACGUCGUUUUGGUAGUGGAUAAUUCUCAAGGAAUGAAUACUGACAGAUUGCAUACUGUGACUGCCAACAUUUUGAGCGUCUUCGGUUCCGGAACUCGAAUCGGAAUUGAUGAGACCUACCACAGAACCACUCGCCUUGGAUUAGUUACCUAUAACUCUAACGCCACUCAAAAUGCUGAUCUUUACCUAUACCAAUCAUUUGAUGAAGCAUCCGACGGGAUUAUCGAUGCCACCAGAACUGCUGUGGACACGUCUGAAUCAUAUUUAGCCACUGGACUCAUUUUGGCGGAGAAAUUGUUCAAUGAGCAGAGUGUCAACAAUGUUCGUUCCCACUAUAAAAGAGUAGUGAUCGUGUAUGCUUCGGAAUACGAGGGAGAUGGAGAGUUGGAUCCAUUACCUGUUGCAAAUCGAUUGAAACUAUCUGGUGUCAAUAUAAUCACAGCUGCUUAUGAACAAUCGGGCGAUGAUGGACUUUUUGAAAGUCUUUCCCAGAUUGCUACUCCUGCAUUCUCCUUUUCUUUUGAUUACGGUCUAGACGGAAAUUUCGUUGGAAAUAUUCAAGGAUCAUUGUUGCAGUCCAACUGUUUCUGCCCGAGCGACUGGAUACAGUACCGCGAAUCAUACUCUGAUCCCGCCUCCUCCCGCUACGGUGUGUGUAUUCAAGCCGUCACUAUUCCAGCUAGCUGGGUUGCUGCAAAACUCAGUUGCAGUAACAAACGGACCAAUUCCAAUCUAGCCACUGAAUUCAACCAAGCCAAACAUGACUUCAUUUUCAAUCUCGCUCAAAACACUACAGGAUUCUCGCCGCCCUAUCAGUACCAUAUCGGAUUGAAUUAUGUCUCUUCUGGAUCCUGGGUAUGGACUCAACCAACAGGACACCAACAGGUUCCACUUCAACAACCCUUCAUGUGGCUUCCAGGAUAUCCUAAACCGGCUUCUACUCAAUCUGCGGUGAUGAACGUGCAGAGCGGGCAAGAAACCGGAUGGCAGAAUAUUGCCACGAUGACUGGCAGUUAUAAUUAUUUCUGUGAGACCUAUGCGUGUGAUACCGAUAAUUAUUGUGCUGCUGAACAAUAG
Molecule: messenger RNA, 2313 nt
Organism: Caenorhabditis remanei
Lineage: Eukaryota; Metazoa; Nematoda; Chromadorea; Rhabditida; Rhabditidae
Exons: 6
Coding region: 1-2313 (770 amino acids)
Biological process (GO): innate immune response
Source: RefSeq, a predicted model, not a curated record